UUACAUAAUAAAAAAAAAAAUAAAAUAUAAAAACACACAUUUGUAAAAUAAUGAUUGUUUGAAGCAUAUUAGGACGUGUUUGAUACUUGUUCAGGCAGGUCUCGGGUCAGUCUGAGGGCGGACGCCGUGCGGAAGAUGACCGUUCAUAACUUAUACAUAUUCGACCGCAACGGCUCCUGCCUUCACUACAGCGAGUGGAACCGCAAGAAACAGGCGGGAAUCUCCAAAGAUGAGGAGUUUAAGCUGAUGUACGGGAUGCUGUUCUCUAUCCGAUCCUUCGUCAGCAAGAUGAGUCCGCUGGACAUGAAAGAUGGCUUUCUGGCGUUCCAGACCAGCCGCUAUAAGCUGCAUUAUUAUGAAACCCCGACUGGGAUCAAACUGGUGAUGAACACGGACCUCGGCGUGCCGAACUGCAGAGACACACUGCAGCAGAUCUACAGCACCCUGUACGUGGAGUACAUCGUGAAGAACCCGCUGUGUGUGCUGGGAGAGACUCUUCAGAGCGACCUGUUCAACACCAAACUGGACUCUUUCAUCAGAGCGCUGCCGUUCUUCAGCGUCCGCGCGGCCUGACCUGAUGCUUCAUCUGUUUAUACUGAACGUCUGCUUCCUCGGUUCCUUUUGUUAAAUAUCGCUGUAAAAAGAUUCUUUCUCACAAAACUGAUCAAAAUAAAUGAUUCAUUUUUGACACCUU
Messenger RNA from Megalobrama amblycephala (Wuchang bream), 694 nucleotides. It is a transcript of the gene trappc1, whose product is annotated as trafficking protein particle complex subunit 1. Lineage: Eukaryota; Metazoa; Chordata; Actinopteri; Cypriniformes; Xenocyprididae. The transcript is spliced from 5 exons. Bases 136 to 573 code for a protein of 145 amino acids. Gene Ontology annotation, cellular component: TRAPP complex. Gene Ontology annotation, biological process: endoplasmic reticulum to Golgi vesicle-mediated transport. The record is from RefSeq and is a predicted model, not a curated record.